This is a messenger RNA of Drosophila biarmipes, 1011 nucleotides long. RefSeq lists its product as uncharacterized. The transcript has 4 exons. The coding region runs from base 45 to 881 and encodes 278 amino acids. Gene Ontology annotation, molecular function: acyltransferase activity, transferring groups other than amino-acyl groups. The record is from RefSeq and is a predicted model, not a curated record. Lineage: Eukaryota; Metazoa; Arthropoda; Insecta; Diptera; Drosophilidae.
AGAAAUCAGUCUUCAAUCGGCUUUUGGAAGGAGAGGUGGUCAUCAUGUCGGAGGAGAAUGCAUUGAUUGAAAUUCCCCGCAGCGAUUGGACUAAGCUGCGAGAUCUGUAUGUCCAUAAGGAUACCGACCCCCAAGGGUAUCUGUGCAUAAAUAAUUUCAUCAAGUGGGUGGAAAAGGACCCAGAACUGAAAGCUACAUGCCUAUCCUUAAAUGGAGACUGGGAGACCGAUGGCACUUUUGUUUUAACUGUGGAUUUGGAAACACCUCUUAAGCACCUAUACUUUAAUACUCUCGGCGACAAUUUGGACCGUGCGAUAAAAGCCCUAGAAUGCCUUGAGUCCUUUGAGAAGAAAUACACCUUUUUUGGAUUUUGUUCCCGACUAAAGCCGGCGGUGGACCUUAUUGGCAGGAAAUACUAUACCGACAAAGGUCCACUUAUUGUGGAAACUAUUUGGUACAGAGCACGUAAAGAAGUUAUAGAUACCUUUACUAUUGAGGCCCCCUCUGGCAUAACUCUCUUGAACUUGGCUCUGGAAGACGCCGAAGCCAUUAAUGAAAUCUGGCCACAUCGCUCACCCGGCUCAAUAAACUUUGUUAGAAAGUUAAUCAAGUACAAUGUAAAUGUAGGAGCCUAUGACGACCACGGAAAGUUGGUCGCCUGGUGUUUGAGAUUGCCGAUUGGAUCUUUGGGUCUGUUGCAGGUUUUGGAAUCACACAAACGACUGGGCCUGGGCAGCCUUUUGGUAAAAUUUAUGGCCAAGAAGAUUUCCGCACUAGGAGAUCAAGUUGUGGCUCCUGUGGUUACCAAAAACACUGCCUCGAGGAGAAUGUUCGAGAAAAUUGGUUUCGAAGCCAUCGACACAACCUAUUGGGCUGAUUAACAACAUCACCACACAAAUUUAAAAAAAUGUAAAGUGUUUUCGACCCGAUUUAGUGCAUUCAAAUCAAGUGUGAAAAGCUCUUGAGUCAAAAAUAAAAUAUGGUUCAAAUUAGGAACUUAUUCUUCUAAAA